Quercus robur (English oak) is the source of this 1644-nucleotide messenger RNA. RefSeq names its product 2,3-bisphosphoglycerate-dependent phosphoglycerate mutase 1-like. The transcript has 9 exons. Gene Ontology annotation, molecular function: intramolecular phosphotransferase activity. Bases 324 to 1340 code for a protein of 338 amino acids. The record is from RefSeq and is a predicted model, not a curated record. Gene Ontology annotation, biological process: glycolytic process. NCBI's taxonomy places the organism in Eukaryota, Viridiplantae, Streptophyta, Magnoliopsida, Fagales, Fagaceae.
GGCGUGCGUGUGUUAGCCAACUUGUCAUCAUACCGUUCCUCGUAUGCUAUGAUCUGACCUGAAACACAACAAAAUAGCAACGAUUUCUUCAAUGUAAAUAUAAAAGGCUUAAAGCCAACACUCUUCUAACUAUCUUUCCCUCUCAAUAUAUAUUUUGGUUUUGUUUUAUACUUGUAUAGCUGGUCGUCUUUUUCUUCUUCUUCAUCAGUGUUUCUUUUCUUGUAAUAAACUCUCAACUCUCAACCCCUUAAUUGCACUUAUUCUCUUCCUCGGUUUCUUCGCUCACUCCUUUAUAUAUAUAUAUAUAUAUAUGUAAAAUCAGAAUGGCUGCUGCAGUAUUUCACCAAGCUAUUGGGACUCCUUACUCCAGUCUUCAUCACGAGUUUAGGGAAAAUUCAUUGCGAUUGAAUUCAAACAGUUUCAGGCUCGAAAUUGGAGUGUCAAGAAGAGGAUGUCAUCGCUCUGACCAGAGGAAUUUUUGUGUAGUUCAAGCCUCAACAUCUCAAACUUCAGUGUUUGAUCCAGUUUCAUCCCCCUCAACUAACAACACCAAUAACUCCAAGAAGAAAUCAAAUGAAACGGCUUUGAUUCUGAUGCGGCAUGGUGAGUCAUUAUGGAAUGAAAAGAACUUGUUCACAGGUUGUGUUGAUGUGCCACUAACCAAGAAGGGUGUGGAAGAAGCAAUUGAAGCUGGCAAGAGAAUCAGCAAUAUACCUGUUGACAUGAUCUAUACAUCUUCACUGAUUCGUGCUCAGAUGACUGCCAUGCUUGCCAUGACCCAGCACCGUCGCAGGAAGGUGCCAAUAAUCAUUCAUAAUGAGAGUGAACAGGCAAGGACAUGGAGUGAAAUUUUCAGUGAAGAUACCAAAAAGCAAUCCAUUCCAGUCAUAGCAGCUUGGCAAUUAAAUGAAAGAAUGUAUGGAGAAUUACAGGGCCUCAAUAAGCAGGAGACGGCAGAUAGAUAUGGGAAGGAACAAGUUCAUGAGUGGCGUCGCAGUUACGAUAUUCCUCCUCCUAAUGGCGAGAGUUUGGAAAUGUGUGCUGAAAGAGCUGUUGCAUAUUUCAAAGAUCAAAUUGAACCCCAGCUUCUGUCAGGAAAAAAUGUAAUGAUUGCCGCCCAUGGGAAUUCAUUGAGGUCCAUCAUUAUGUAUCUUGACAAAUUAACUUCGCAAGAGGUUAUCAGUUUAGAACUAUCAACUGGAAUACCCAUGCUUUACAUUUUCAAAGAGGGAAAAUUCAUUAGGAGGGGAAGUCCUGUAGCACCUACUGAGGCAGGAGUUUAUGCUUAUACUAGGGGUUUAGCUCAAUACAGGCAGAAGUUAGAUGAGAUGUUUCAUUAAUUUGCCUUGAAGUAUAGUGGCUUUACCUGUUGUUUGUUGAUGACAUAAAUAGAGUACAAAGGCAAGAAUUGUUUUUGAUACUGUUACAUAUGUAAGAGCCAGCUGCAUGAAGUAUGUAUCCGUACAGUUUACAAUUAAUAGGUCAGAAAGCUGGCUGCUAUUCCUGUGUACUUUUUGGAUGUGUGAACGUUCCAGUGGCAGAUGUGUGGAGACAUAUAGAUCUUAUAUUUGUUUUUUACUUCUUAAACCCCAAUGUUUAAAUUGUAAUUGGCAGACCUGAAAUAAGAAUAUCAUUUUGGCACUA